ACUCAUACUUUCCUCCUUUGUUUCUCUCUCUCUCUCUCUCUCUCUCUAUCUCGCUCUCUUGGAGUCAACAAUUCAUAGGGGUUGAAUACAGAGCCAAGUUUCAGCUCUCUGAGCUUAAAGUUUCACGAUUAUCUCCAACUCUAAUUCCCAGAAAUUCUAAUUUCUAUUGGGAAUUAUUUUUGUUGUAAAAGCAAAAGAGUUUGCUUAUUUUGUUAAAACAGAUUCCAAAAAGCUGUUUUUCUUGUUUUUAGAAACCAAUAAAUAAACGUGUCCUUUAAUUCCUUUUAUGUUCUGCUAGUCUCGAACAAGAUUCUGAAUAUCUACCAAGAUUCUGAAUCUCACAACUCUGUCGGAUUUAGUGGAUUGUUGUAAUCAAACUGCAACGAUUUCUCUACUCUUUUAAUUUCCUAAACAAACAGAGCAUUAUACUCUACCUGUUUUAUUUAAUUUCCUACGUUUUUUCCCCGGAAAGUUUGUAAAUUUUCCCGGAAAAACUCAAAGCCACGGAAGCUUUUGCUGAUCUUAUGGUGUAACUGACUUGUUUGAUCAUUUGCUACAGUAUUUAAAAAAAAAAUAGAAAGAAAAGAAAGGAGAGACAAUGGAGGGCGGGAAAAGCGUGGCCGAAAAUAAAGUAAGAAACGAAGUUAUUCUUCAGAUUUCGGGAACCGAAGAAACUUUCGGUGCGGCAAAAGAAACUCUAGGAGGCUCUUCUUCGGCAUCACAGGCUUUUUCUCCGAAUUCCCAAAUUGGGUCUUCACCAAAUGCAGCCAAAUAUUCGAACAUUGAGCUAAAAGAGCUUCAGAGUCUAAGAUGCAGAGUCGAAACGACCACUUCUGAAUCUGCUUCUCCAGAGAUUUCAAUUGCAAAGCCGAGCCCCACUGUGAGUAAGCCUCCGAAGAUCCCAACCGAGCCCCUUUCUCGACGAGCAACGCUGUCGAGGUCGGCGUUCUCCAAACCCAAGUCCAGAUUGGUGGAGCCACCAGGGCCCACCGAUGCAAAUUUGGCUGAAGAGAAGGCCCGCAUAAAGUCCAACAGGAACUCAUCCUUUGGAAGUUCGCCUAAACUCAAUGUCACAACUCCCGGAGAAACUCUCAAAUCAGGCCCCAUAACCCCUAGAACCCCUUUGAUUGGAACUCCAGGAGGUGAAGAAGAUGAUGAUGAUGAUGUCUAUAAGACUGCAAAUCUUAAAGUGAGUGAGAGGUACAGAAAGAAGGUGAAAUUGUUGGCCUUGAUUGAAUGGUUUUCAUUUGUGUUCAUUAUUGCUUUUUUAAUUGCUAGCUUAACUGUCAACAGAUUGGUAGACAAAAUGAUUUGGGGUUUGGAAAUAUGGAAAUGGUGUGUGCUGGUUUUGGUAAUAAUCUGCGGUAGAUUAGUAACCGAGUGGUUGAUUAAUGUUUUGGUUUUUCUGAUUGAGAUGAAUUUUUUCCUGAAGAAGAAGGUUUUGUAUUUUGUUUAUGGGUUGAAGAGAAGUGUGCAGAUUUUCAUUUGGUUAGGUUUGGUACUUUUGGCAUGGGGUUUGUUGAUCAAUCGUGGAGUGAAGAGGUCUAAGGACACUACCAAGGUUCUUAAUUAUGUUACAAGGGCUCUAGCUUCUUGUUUAAUAGGAGCAGCCAUUUGGUUGGCCAAGACUUUGUUGUUGAAAAUAGUAGCUUCUAACUUCCAGGCCACCAGGUUCUUUGAUCGGAUUCAAGAAUCAAUCUUUCAUCAGUAUAUUUUGAGGACCCUAUCUGGGCCUCCAUUGAUGGAGAUGGCAGAGAGGGUGGGGAGCACAGCGAGUACAGGACAAUUGAGUUUUAGAAAUUUCAAGGAAAAAGAUGAGAACAAACAGGCAGGAAAAGAAGAGGUCAUUGAUAUUGAGAAGCUCAAAAAGAUGAAGCAAGAGAAAGUUUCUGCUUGGACAAUGAAAGGUUUAAUCAGCGUGAUAAAUAGUUCUGGAUUGACUACACUUGUUGAUGAUGAUGAGGACGAGCCGAAGGAUGAGCAGAUCACAAGUGAAUGGGAAGCAAAAGCUGCAGCUUAUCGGAUUUUCCAGAAUGUCGCCAAGCCUCAUAGCAAGUACAUUGAUGAAGAUGACCUUUUGCGCUUUAUGAGAAAGGAAGAGGUGGACCUUGUGCUUCCUCUGUUUGAAGGAGCGGUCGAAACUGGAAAGAUCAAGAGAAAAUCUUUAAAGAACUGGCUGGUGAAUGUUUACCUUGAACGCAAAUCGCUGGCCCAUUCUUUGAAUGAUACCAAAACAGCCAUUGACGAGCUGAAUAGGCUUGUCUCGAUGAUUGUAAUUGUUGUGAUCAUUGUUGUGUGGUUAAUCUUGAUGGGAUUUUUGACAACACAAAUACUUGUCUUCAUUUCAUCCCAGCUUUUAUUGGUGGCGUUCAUGUUUGGCAACACUGCUAAAACUGUGUUUGAAGCCAUCAUAUUUGUAUUUGUGAUGCACCCAUUCGAUGUGGGGGAUCGUUGUGUUAUCGAUGGAGUACAGAUGAUUGUUGAAGAGAUGAACAUAUUAAAUACGGUCUUCUUGAGAUAUGACAACGAGAAAAUUUUUUAUCCGAACACUGUUCUGGCAACAAAACCCAUCAGCAACUUCUUCAGGAGCCCAGAAAUGAGCGAUUCUGUUGAAUUUGCGAUUGAUGUCUCUACCUCAAUUGAGACUGUUGGAGCCCUAAAAUCAAGAAUAAAAGGGUAUUUGGAGAGCAAGCCUCAACACUGGCGUCCUGGUCAUAGUGUGGUGGUAAAGGAGAUUGAAGAUGUGAACAAGAUGAAAAUGGCUCUCUAUAUUACACAUACUAUAAAUUUUCAGAACUAUGGUGAUAAGACCAACCGCAGGUCCGAACUAGUAUUAGAGAUGAAGAAAAUAUUUGAAGAUCUUCAUAUUAAAUAUCACCUGCUUCCUCAAGAAGUACAUGUCAGCUAUGUGGGUUCGGCAGCUUCAGAAUUUCCACCGGCAACGAGCUGAUCUCCUUCUCUCCUGCAAAUCUGCAUGUAUGUAACUUCAAUAUUCUCAGAAGCAAUUGGCUCAGCUUUCAAAUUUAUGAUAUUAACUUUCAUUUUGUACUCCUUUAUGGGUUAUUGCCUGUUAAGGAACUUUUUCUACAAUUUUAACAACGUUAACAAACCUCAUUGUUCCUAUUUGAACUUUGUUGUUAAAUUGACUGCACCGCAGGGAUGCAAAUGCAGGAGAUGCCCAAAAUGUAAAAGAAAAGAAAAGGGUAGGAUGUGUUGUAUAUCAUUCUUGGAAUAUUUGCAGUUCUUUGUAAAUUUUGGAUAAACAACUUUGCGUUUUAUGUUCAAAGGAA
Molecule: messenger RNA, 3290 nt
Organism: Ziziphus jujuba (common jujube)
Lineage: Eukaryota; Viridiplantae; Streptophyta; Magnoliopsida; Rosales; Rhamnaceae
Product: mechanosensitive ion channel protein 10
Exons: 5
Coding region: 599-2950 (783 amino acids)
Biological process (GO): transmembrane transport; monoatomic anion transport; detection of mechanical stimulus
Cellular component (GO): plasma membrane
Molecular function (GO): mechanosensitive monoatomic ion channel activity
Source: RefSeq, a predicted model, not a curated record